Molecule: messenger RNA, 8123 nt
Organism: Rana temporaria (common frog)
Lineage: Eukaryota; Metazoa; Chordata; Amphibia; Anura; Ranidae
Gene: COL18A1
Product: collagen type XVIII alpha 1 chain
Exons: 41
Coding region: 109-4881 (1590 amino acids)
Source: RefSeq, a predicted model, not a curated record
ACUCUACUCGGCUCUCGUGUGAAGGGUAAAUGUGUAGUUUGCUCGCUGUAGAGGACAAAUCAAUGUGAACAGGCAAAGUUUGUGUAAGAGUUCAGAACCUUUGCUGCCAUGGCUCGGGCACGGCUUUGCCCAGUGCUGGCUGUCCUCCUCCUGGUGGUGACCUUACCUGCACUGUCUCAGGCACAGUUCCUUAAUUGGCUCGGCUGGGGUGCAAAGCCAACGAUUCUUGCUACCCCUACGGCGAAGAUAACCACAGACUCUGCAAUUUUGGCUACUACUACUACUGCAGCACCGAAUUCCUCUGCUACAUCAUCUCCCGAAGGAAGCAGCCUUCCUGCGGCAGUGACAGUUGUAGACAACGAGACGUCUUCUACAGGGCGGGAUGAAAAGGACCUCACACCUGCAACUUCUCCAUCUUCACAGCCUGCAGCUACAGCAUCUUUAUCUGCAGGUGUGUCUUCUCCAUCUAACCAGACUUCCGUCCCCGCAGCUGCUGCAACGACAAAUCCAAACGCAUUAACCACACACAAACAGCCCGUUGGCACUGGGACUACAGAAGCCUCUUUGAACCGUCAGCUGCGGAUUCCAGAAUCCCCCGAGACCGUUAAAAAGCCUCCAGAAAAUCAGAUAUUCAGUAUUUUUCAGGUUCAGGAAGAGGAGCUAAGCAGCGGUUCUGAUGCUCAGCCUGCAACACCUACAUCAAAGAAUGUACCUACCUCCGCGCCUGAAGCCUCAACCACUCACAAGAGCGAAGAUAAAAAUAUUGCUGGCGUGGGUGCUGAGAUCUUAAACGUGGCUGAAAAUAUUCGAAAUUUCAUGAAUGUUUGGGAAGAGAAAGCGAAGGACUUGAUGACUUCUACUGACAAUCCACCUGCUGAACAAGGGUUAGGGGAGUUAAUCAACAUGACGCUUCCUACAAAUCAAAGUGGCGACUUAAGUCAGUAUGGCACGGGGCAGGCCGACAGUGCCAACACCACAGAAACACAUGCACGUAGUCAAUUGGCCCUUUCCAAUAACCAGACCUUAAACGUCACGCAGGUGCCUUCGGGAAACGUUACGUCUGCUCAACCAGAUCGGGAAAAUGUAGAGGUUGGCCUCCUGCAGCUCAUUGGAGAUCCACCGCCAGAAGAGAUCACUAAAAUCUUUGGCCCUGAUAGGACUCCCGGCUAUGUAUUUGGAGAAGAUGCCAACACUGGACAGGUGGCACAGUACCACCUUCCUAGCCCCAUGUUUAGGGACUUUUCUAUUCUCUUCCACAUACAGCCUACCACUACCAAGGCCGGAAUGCUGUUCUCCAUCACUGAUGCUUCACAGUCUAUUGUGUACAUUGGAGUGAAGCUGUCAGAAGUCAAAGAUGGUAAGCAACAGAUCAUUUUUUUCUACACCGAGCCUGGAUCAACAGUGACCUUCCCUGCCGCCACCUUCAGCGUCCCAGCACUGACAAACCAAUGGACACGCUUUGCCCUCAGUGUGGAAGAAGAGGAGGUUGCCCUGUUCAUGGAGUGUAAUGAACUGAAGAGGGUCCGUUUUGAGAGGUCACCUGAUGAGAUGGAGCUGGAAGAUGGAUCUGGGCUUUUCGUGGCUCAGGCUGGAGGGGCUGAUCCCGACCGCUACCAGGGUGUGAUAGCAGAAAUAAAAAUUAAAAACGACCCCAGAGCUGCAGAGCUUCAGUGUGAAGAGGAAGGAGACGAUUCUGAUGGGGCAUCUGGAGACUUUGGCAGUGGCCUUUCAGAAGAGGAAGUGGUUGAGGUGACUCGAGCUCCGAAGGUAAUAGCGGUGGCUCCUAUGACAGUACCCCCCAUACAGAGACCAUCUGUAGUAAAUGAGCCUAAGGUCAUCAAGGAAGUUCAAGAGACUAUACAGAGAGUGGAAGUUUCAGGUAAACCCGGACAGAAAGGAGAGAAAGGAGACCUAGGCGAUCGUGGUAUGAAGGGUGAAAUAGGACCAUUUGGGCCUAAAGGAGAGAUUGGUGACAGUACAAGUGCGGGCAUUGGCCCUAAAGGUGAUAAGGGCCAGAAAGGAGAGCUUGGAGUCAAAGGUGAUGCUGGAUUUGGAUAUAAUGGUCCUAAAGGACAGAAAGGAGACCCAGGAGCAAGUGGACCACCAGGACCCCCUGGAGUCUCUGGGCCUUCUGUUGUCCAGAAAGCUGAUGGCUCAACUGUGCAGCAGAUUACAGGACCACGGGGCCCCCCAGGUCCUGAAGGGCCCCCAGGAAAAGAAGGAGAGCCUGGUGAUCCUGGUGAAGAUGGCAAAGCUGGUGAAGUUGGACCUCAAGGAUUUCCAGGAACCCCAGGUGAUGCAGGAAAGAAAGGAGAUAAGGGUGAUCCAGGAGUUGGACUUAGAGGACCUCCAGGUCUACCUGGACCCCCAGGCCCACCUGGUCCAGGUACCAAAACGGACAAAUUGACAUUUAUUGAUAUGGAGGGUUCUGGCUAUGGCCCAGAUCUGGAAAACUUUAGAGGACCAUCUGGUUUGCCUGGUCCACCUGGCCCUCCUGGAGUACCUGGAUUACCAGGGGUACCAGGAACCUUUGGUGGAAACAGCACUGCAAUCCCAGGACCCCCUGGUCUGCCCGGUAGACCUGGACAAGACGGAAUGGCUGGACCCCCUGGCCCACCGGGUCUCCCUGGAAAAGAUGGAAACCCAGGGACCGCUGGCCUUGCUGGAGAAAGGGGUACUGAUGGUGAUAUCGGACUUCCAGGAGCUCCUGGGUCUAAAGGAAGUACGGGAGAACCUGGUAUUCCUGGAACUCCUGGAGAAACUGGAUUAGCUGGACUUCCUGGACCAAUCGGACCCCGUGGAUUGCCUGGACCUCCAGGUCCACCUGGCCCUUCUGGACGUGGAACUGCUGAUGGAUUUGAUGACAUGGAAGGUUCGGGUAUUACUUUUGGUGGCCGAGCCAUACAGGGAAGGCCUGGAAUUCCUGGGGAAAAGGGAGAUGCAGGAUUUACAGGACCAAAGGGGGAUCGAGGAAUUCCUGGUUUGGAUGGAAGACCUGGACUGGACGGAUUCCCUGGCCCUGAGGGUCAAAAGGGAAACAGAGGUGAUCAAGGAGAACGGGGAGAGCCAGGCCGUGAUGGAAUUGGCAUUCCUGGACCACCCGGACCUCCUGGGCAAAUCAUUUACAGAUCAUCUGAUGGCGCAGAUAUCAUUGGUGGAAUUGGAGAGGGUACUAGAGGCUACAAAGGCGAGACAGGGGAACAGGGUUACCCAGGACUGCCUGGACUGAAGGGAGAUAAGGGAGAGGCAGGAAGGAUCCUGGGCCCUGAUGGUUCGCUAUUUACUGGAGGAGUAAAGGGUGAUACGGGACCAAGAGGCCCUAGUGGACCUAUGGGACCAGUGGGUCCUUCUGGACAGAAAGGAGAAAUUGGAUUCCCUGGAAGACCUGGUCGUCCUGGUGUGAAUGGACUUAAGGGAGAGAAGGGAGAAACUGCUGAUCCUACUGGCUAUGGAAUUAGGGGGCCAGCAGGUCCUCCCGGCCCUCCUGGUCCUCCAGGGCAAGCAGUGUAUGGUGAUCCACGUGCUGCUGGGCCUCAAGGAUAUCCAGGUCAAAAAGGCGAGAGAGGAAUUCCAGGAACAAAAGGUGAUCAAGGAGACGUUGGCCCUGCUGGACCACCAGGAACAUUCCCAUAUGAUUUCAGCAGCUUUGGAAGGGGGGAGAAAGGAGAAAAGGGAGAACCUAGCGUUGGCGAUGGUCAAGGAAUUCAAGGACCUCCCGGCAACCCUGGAUAUCCUGGACUGCCAGGUGCUAAAGGAGACAGCAUUCAAGGUCCUCCUGGGCCACGUGGUCCACCAGGAGCUGCUGGUGUAGGAUAUGAAGGAAGACAAGGACCACCUGGGCCACCAGGACCUCCAGGUGCUCCUGCACAACAGGUAUACCCUGGACCUGGGCCCAAUAGACCAGUUCUAAGCGUUCCGGGACCACCAGGACCCCCUGGGCCACCUGGACCCCAAGGAGGAUCAGGAGGAUAUUCUUCGGCAACGGUAUUGCAGACGUUUCAGACAAUGAUUAAUCUGCGGCAGUCCUUGCAGGAAGGGACCAUUGUACUAGUGCUGGAAACAGCAGAUCUGUAUGUACGAGUCAGAGAUGGCUUCAGAAAGAUUCUUCUUGGAGAAUAUGUAACCGGCAAUGGUCAGGGUAAUGAAAUUGCUGCGAAAGAACCUCCUGUGGUCAUUUAUCCUUCUGGUAACAGAGACUCGGGAUCCUAUCAGUCUACAGAUGAGUAUGAGCCUCCCAGGAAUGAAAGACCACCACCAGUUAAUCCCCGUCCUCCACAGCCACCACCUCAAGUGUUCCCCAAGCCGGAGCCAGAAGACAAUGUUCCUGUACAUACACACCAGGAGUACCAGGCAGCGUUACACUUGGUGGCUCUGAAUGCACCCCUAACUGGCAGCAUGCGCUCCAUACGUGGCGUGGACUUCCAGUGCUUUGAACAAGCCCGCAAAGCUGGACUUCACGGGACAUUCCGAGCGUUCCUUUCUUCGCGUCUUCAGGAUCUGUACAGUAUUGUUCGCAAAGCUGACAGGCUGUCUGUGCCAAUCGUUAAUCUCAGGGAUGAACCACUGUUUGACAACUGGGAGGCCCUUUUUGGCUCAGAAGGACAGAUGAAUCCUGGAGCUCGCAUUUACUCAUUUGAAGGAAGGGAUGUUGCAACAGAUUCUACUUGGCCACAGAAGAUGAUCUGGCAUGGAUCCGACGCCAAGGGUCGGCGUCUAACAGAGAGCUACUGUGAGACCUGGCGCACAGAUGAAGGCAUAGUCACCGGCCAGGCUUCCUCUGUCACAAACGGGAAACUUCUAGAGCAGCGUCCUCAGAGCUGCAAUAAGAACUUCAUUGUCUUGUGCAUUGAAAACAGCUUCAUGCCCGCUGGCCAGAAGUAGGCGCACGCUGAGCAGUCAGAGUGGUGCUGAUGCUGACAGAGGCUGCACGCGGACUUCCUGAGAUUCCUUUCUUGCGUCCAGAGACCAAAGAGUGUGUGAAGCUGCUCUUCUGUGAACAUUCAUGUGCAGCGUUACUGUCCCCUGGCUUCAUGAGGCCACAUCACUAGGAUACACUGUCUGAGCUAUUCCCUGCCUCAGCUUGGCAACAGAACUUUUAAGAAAUUUCCAGUUUUUACAUCCUGAAAGAGGCUGCAAAUCCGAAAACCGCUAUGAAAACCCAGCUGAUUAAACAUUGACCCUAUCUGUGCCCUUUCUACUGAAAGCCCCAUCUUGCCCAGAGCCAGUGGCGGCCUGUAAACAAACUGUCCUAAGAAGAACCGGCCUGAGAGCAGACAUAUAAUGGAUGCAGAGCUCAUUGACGCAUCCAAGUUGGAAUAGCCUUUAUUUUAUUCUGUAAUAUUUAACCACUUGUAGUUACAGAGACACAUGCAUAUCUCUUCAUUAAUCUCUUGUGAAUGUCUGUUUCCUAGGUCUCUAUGUCAAACAUCUGGUGAUUACCACUAUAUUUAUUAGAGUACAGCUUCCUAGGAAACUUUUAUGGUUGUGUACCUACAGGACCCAGUAUUUACUGAGCAGCCUUCAGACUUUAGAGUGCUUCUAAAGUGUAGUCUUUAGGUUGGUUAUUGCAGUAAAUGCUGUUUUCAGUAUACUGAGGCUGCUCUAUACUUGACCUAUGUAGCCCCGAUGAGGGUACUUUGGACCUUUCUAUUUGUUAUUCAGGAUGUAUGUGUUGGAAUUUACUGUUAUAUAUAUUUUCUUAAACAUGUUUCAGAAUGAGAUGAAUAGAAAGAGAAGCACGUUAGCCUGAGAUUUCCCAGCUCUGCGAAGAAUAAAACCGAUUGGUAUGGAUAGAGCAGGAAAUAGUUAAAACCAUUGACUUUUUUGUUAUCUAUGUUCCAUUGGGGAGAUUUUUCUUCCCUUCCUGUCCUGUAGCCACAGCAAGAAGUGAGAGGAAAUCUCUGUUAGGUAAAGGAAAUUACCUUUUAGACAUCACAAGUGUCCCCACUGGAAUAUUUCCCCUCUAAUACUGUUCUAUUGGCAAGUCGAAAUUAAAAGUUUCCCACCAUUUUCUUUACCAGUGGUCUCCAAAAAAAUAGGGGAUUACUCUCUCUCUGGAAACACAGACCGCAAUAAGAACAAGCUAGAGGUUCUAAUUCUUCUCUACUCUAUCCAAACCAGAAAACAAAUGGGUUUACAUAUACUUGGCCCCUUAAUAAAGUUAGGUAGUAUUUUGCAAAUUAAUCAAUUCACCAAGCUAUAUACCAUAGGUGUUAUUUCACAUAAUAAUUGUGACUAUUAGUUUCAACUGCCAUUGCUGAUGAUAAUGGUAAAAAACAAAGAUUGUUUUAGCCAAAGCUGUGCUAUGGUGGGCAUGUGGCAAAAGGUGCCUCUCUGCACCUCAAAGGCACCUCCUGCUGUGAUUAAAAAUAGGAACAUUCAUUUUAUUCAAGUUUUUUUUCCCAGAUGCUAAUGCUACCCGCAUACAUCACUCUGUAGCCAGCUAGGUCGGAGCCCUUGUGUGCAUCCAGGCCCCAUAGACAUCUUUUGUUCUGCUAUAUCUAUAGUUCUGCCCUCGUUUGGGCUUAGUGCAUUGAACCUAAUAUCUUAAACAAACUUUUGCUGCACUACCACAUUAAACCACUAGGAGGAGCCAUCAUACCUCAAUAAUCCUGCCUGGCGUUAGCUGCAAGAAACACUUUAAAAAAAAUGUAUUUAGGUCACCCUUCCAGUGCAAAUGUAGCACUGGUCCAGGUAAAGCACCCAUGAAUACACGCCCUUUAUAGUGUGCACUAAACCAAUUACUUUCUUUCCAGUACAGAGCAAGCCCAACUAUCAGUGCUGUCACUGUUUACAAGGUAACUGCAUUAGUACACACGCCGAUAACCAGCUGUAAUAAAACUAUGCCACACCAAUUAUUUUAAUGCCUGCUACAAUGCUAGAAAAAGACAGAUCGUUUCUAAAAGUAAGCUACAGAGAAUAGCAGAGAUCAGGUUUGCGAGGUGUUCCCCUUUAAGGACUAGUAGAAAACAAGUCUACAAGGAAUCCAAGGGCUUCCAUUACUGACCUUUCUGAAAAUGCAAGUUGCCUGGUGUUUAACCUGACCUACUGAUUUCAAUUUGUUGAGUCACUAAUCAAGGACAAGUAUGAAUGUCAAGAAACUCAGAGGUCUUUAUCACAAUACUUAUUUUGGGUCAGGGACUAAAAGUAUGGAAGCGAGAAGGGCCAGCCCGGCAACUAGCAUAUGCAGUAAGGGAAGGCAGCAAUUGCAGCUUCUGUGUUUCUUUUGAACCUUAAUGGAUUUUCAUUAUGUUUCAUUUACCUGUAUAAGACGUAUGGUAAUACAUCUAGUGGUCUCAAAAGCCAUCUCUGUAAGAUAAACCUUAUUUAGGACCAUCAAGGUUUUGCUGUGUGCUGCCAGGUAAGAGGAGGGGCUGUGACAACCCUGUGACAAAACAACAAUAGCAUAAACCAAGACUGUCUUGCUCAGCAUUGUUUGGUUCGUAAAGAACCUUUAAGAUCUAAGGCUCCGUUCACACCUAAUGCCGUAGUCGACUCCCAGCAGGGGUCCAAUGCGUCCUGGUUUACCAUUUCAGCCCAAAUUUUUGUCUGAAUUCGGACCAAAAGACGCACAGGGAUUCGCAUCGGAGAUAUGUGAACCGGCUCCAUAGCUCACAUUCUCUUGCUAUUACGUAUUGGAUGCGGAGAUCACACAUCCAAUUCGCAAUAGUGUGAACCCAGCCUAAAGAAUUGGUAUCCAUUUUUUCUGUUGAAUUCCUCCCACAGCUAUGUUUUCUAAUUGGGUGAAACUGGCCUUUAAACUGCAUUGUUACCUGUAUUUAAAGCAAGGUGCUGCGUUUUAAGACCUGUUUGCUGUUGGUUGUAUGUAUGUGUUAGGGCUGCAAUCUGGUUAUAAGAGUGCCUUAGCUGUGUACACAUUCAUUGUAAGCUUUGUGCAGCUGGGAAUGCACAUCGGUAUUUGAUGCUAGUAAGUCACCAGUGAUCACUCAUAUCCCUCAUUUGUCUAAAAGGUGCUAAAAAUCUUUAUUUUUUUAAAUGCUUUUAGAAUAUUUUAAGACAGGAAACAGAUGGAAGUCGUCUACCAUAAUCUUUGUAUUUUAAAAGAAGAAAAUGAAGCCUGUGGAUGUUUCAAGUUCAUGUCUAUAAAUACUUCCUAGGACUAA